CCUUGCCUGCCUGGCUGGCUUGCAAAAGCGGGAGAGCCACGAGAGGCUUUCAGCGCCCAGGACGCUGCGCUUGCCCACCACGUGGCCGCAGCUCCGGGACAUGCAGGAUCGGGGAACGGAGCCAAAGCGAGGAGGGGGGGAAGAUGAACGACAUUAAAGAGAGCCUACGGACCAUCGAACAGAAUUACAAGAUUUUCCAACAGCAGCAGUUCACCUUCAUCGCGGCGCUGGAACACACCCGAGAAAACGCUCAUGACAAGAUCAAGCCGGUGUCCAGCAUCGGACAGGUACAAAUGUACAUGGACCACUACUGCAACAACAGCACCGACAAGCGCAUCCUGCUCAUGUUCCUGAACCUCUGCGGAGACCUGAGCCGGCUGUGCCAGAGGCUGGAGACCCUUCAUUCCGGGAACGCCACCACCAACGCUCUCCUGGAGAAAUGCAAGACCUUGGUGAGCCAGAGCAACGACCUCAGUGCUAUCCGAGCCAAGUACCCCCAUGACGUGGUGAACCAUCUCAGCUGCGACGAAGCCCGGAACCACUACGGAGGCGUGGUGAGCCUCAUCCCCGUGGUCCUCGACUGCAUGAAGGAGUGGGUGGCCCACAGCGAGAAGCUCCCCCGCCACAUGAUGCAGAACGUGAGUUCCCGGCGGGCGGCCAUCUAUCAGCAGCCAGACCGGCCCAACCUGCACACCCUGGGCGUCCACCACGGCCAGCCCACCUUCGUCACCGAGGGCGCUCAGACCUUGCUUAGUUUGACCGAGAAGGGCCGGGCUCGGGAGGAAAGGCGGGAGGUUAGGAUGAAACAGCUGGGCGGCCUAAGGAGAGCCAUACGAAGGUUUUUGGACGGGCCGUGGAAACCGCCUGGGAAAAACGCCUUUUAAGGGGGGGAGAAAAAGAGAGAGAAAAGACCAAA
Messenger RNA from Pogona vitticeps (central bearded dragon), 916 nucleotides. The record is from RefSeq and is a predicted model, not a curated record. NCBI's taxonomy places the organism in Eukaryota, Metazoa, Chordata, Lepidosauria, Squamata, Agamidae.